Macrosteles quadrilineatus (aster leafhopper) is the source of this 1062-nucleotide messenger RNA. RefSeq names its product calbindin-32-like. The record is from RefSeq and is a predicted model, not a curated record. Gene Ontology annotation, molecular function: calcium ion binding. Lineage: Eukaryota; Metazoa; Arthropoda; Insecta; Hemiptera; Cicadellidae. The transcript is spliced from 9 exons. Gene Ontology annotation, biological process: regulation of presynaptic cytosolic calcium ion concentration; regulation of long-term synaptic potentiation. The coding region runs from base 1 to 1062 and encodes 353 amino acids. Gene Ontology annotation, cellular component: terminal bouton; nucleus; dendrite.
AUGACGUCAGCAGCCGAAAAGAAGCUUAACCUGGAGCGGGCCACAAACUUCAUGCGACAGUACAGAGACCCGCAGUCCCGUGAACUCAAGAAGUUGUCCGCCAACCAGUUCAUGGAGGUCUGGAGUCAUUACGACAAAGACGGCAAUGGGUAUAUAGAAGGGACGGAACUAGAUGGGUUUUUGAGAGAAUUUGUAUCCAGUGCCAACGCAGAAAACGUCAGCCCUGAGGCGGUGUCAGACGCCAUGUUGGUGGAGCUGAAGCAGUGUUUCAUGGAGGCAUACGACGACAACCAAGACGGCAAAAUAGACAUAAGAGAGCUUGCCCAGCUGUUGCCGAUGGAAGAGAACUUCCUAUUGCUCUUCCGUUUCGAUAACCCUCUCGAGUCCAGCGUUGAAUUCAUGAAGAUUUGGCGAGAAUACGACACAGAUGGGAGUGGAUACAUUGAAGCUGAUGAACUAAAGAACUUUCUACGAGAUCUGUUGAAGGAAGCGAAGAAGAUUAAUGAUGUGUCCGAGGAUAAACUCAUUGAGUACACUGACACCAUGCUUCAAGUAUUUGAUGCCAACAAAGAUGGACGACUUAAACUUUCAGAAAUGGCUAAGGACCAAAUUGAACAGGCUAAUGGUGACGCAAAGCGUUUUUGGGGAAUUGUGAAUGAGGCUGCCGGCCGCCCAGUUAGAAAACAACCUUUCCCUGUGCAGGAGUUUGCAGAUUCAAACGACGCUGUCACUCCCGACCAUGUCAAAUCUAUUUCCAAUUCAUUCAACAACUAUUUUGCAUCGGUUGGAGUAGAGCUCGCUACAGCUUUACACCCUGAUGGCCCUCCUCCAGUGUUGGUGGAGGCCGAUCCCAGCCAGGAGUCUGUCUUCCGAUUCCAGCCGGUCACCGGAGAGCAGAUUACUGAGGUCGUCAGGAGUAUUAGAGGAGGUUCUGCACCAGGCCUUGACAAUAUUUCAGCAAAAUUUCUGGCACCGCCAUCCGGCGAGUAUUUGUCAGCGGCUGGCGAAGUUGGACAUGCUCAACUUUUGGUAGCGAGGCAGCGGCGACUAGAGGUCACGUGA